This is a messenger RNA of Olea europaea var. sylvestris, 750 nucleotides long. RefSeq names its product IQ domain-containing protein IQM3-like. Bases 1 to 750 code for a protein of 249 amino acids. NCBI's taxonomy places the organism in Eukaryota, Viridiplantae, Streptophyta, Magnoliopsida, Lamiales, Oleaceae. The transcript is spliced from 8 exons. The record is from RefSeq and is a predicted model, not a curated record.
AUGAAGGAGACUAGCGUAAAUAUCCCUAGAAGCUCACUGGGUACGGCUCUCUGCAACUGGUACAAUUCUGCAGCCUGUCGGUCUGGGUUUGUUCCGAAGGUGGCUAUAGCAAUGGGGUUCGUACUCUGGAAUAACAAUACCGUAUCGUCUGACGACUUCUUGAAGCCUAAGACAGCAGCCUUGUGGUGGAAGCGCGUCAUUAUGAAUGCUUAUAAAGUAGGCAAGGGUUCGUCCAUAGAUACCAAGGCACACAUAUUGGUUUUGAAACACUGGAUUGAAGCUAUUGAUCCAAGGCAUCGUUAUGGGAACAAUUUACAACUAUACUAUGAAGAGUGGUUUAAAAGCUCCACCAAUCAGCAUUUCAUUUUUUGGUUGGAUUUUGGAGAUGGCAAAGAGGUUGAUCUUGAAGAGUGCCCAAGAUUAAAGCUCGAUCAACAAUGUGUCAAGUAUUUUGGACCACAAGAGAGAGAAUGUUACGAGUACGUGGUUGUUGAUGGAAAAAUACUGCAAAGUAUAACCAGAAUUCCUCUUCACCAUGGAUCUCCACAAUUUAAAUAUAUCUUCGUAGUGAGCACAUCUAAGAAACUCUACAUUGGAGAGAAAGAGAAAGGAAUUUUCCAUCAUUCAAGUUUUCUUGCGGGAGAAGCUAUUCUAACCGCUGGGAGACUCUUGGUAGAAUUUGGAGUGCUUAAGGGGAGAUGUUAUAUGGUAGAUUUGUUUGGCGCAGGUGGCGGCGGCGGAUUUGGUUGA